Molecule: messenger RNA, 1221 nt
Organism: Botrytis sinoallii
Lineage: Eukaryota; Fungi; Ascomycota; Leotiomycetes; Helotiales; Sclerotiniaceae
Exons: 1
Coding region: 1-1221 (406 amino acids)
Biological process (GO): regulation of transcription by RNA polymerase II
Cellular component (GO): nucleus
Molecular function (GO): RNA polymerase II cis-regulatory region sequence-specific DNA binding; DNA-binding transcription factor activity, RNA polymerase II-specific
Source: RefSeq, a predicted model, not a curated record
AUGAACGAAGAUAACACCAAGAAUCACCAGAGAAGUAUUCUCGAACAAGCUCCUGCAACACAGCUCCUGUUAGAACGUUACAGAUGCUACACAACGCAAGAAUUACUUGAGUCUCUGGAUCUAAAACUGGCAUUAUUGGAGACAAUGAAUAGUUUGAAUGUUCUGAUGAUUUGGAGGGACGAUUUCAAUGCCAACAUCAAUAUUUUAAACGAAAAGGCGAUCGCUGCUUUCCAUGAAAAAUACAGCUCCCUCCAAUCAGUGGCUAACUCGCCGUCAAUACAUUCACAGAAUCUCAAUCAGUCUCGGAGAUCCAAGAAAGCGUCAGGUCUACGGAUAUCUGAGAUCAUAGAUCUGACUCUUGAUUCCAAUGAAGGCCGCGUAGACAUUGGCGUGGGAAAUUCCAGUGAAAAGGCCAGCAACUCGGCUGACUAUUCCAUACUUCAUGAAGUUGCGCAAAGCACAAUUAUCACCGCACCACCACAAAACAUUCAGAGUUCUGAUCACUCAUCGAUCAAUCAAUAUAUAGGCGAGAAGCCCGUACUUUAUGGAAGCGGAUCAACAGGCCCAGAGCUUGCCAUUCAGUAUGCUGAAACCCAAAUGCAAACCGCAAACUCAACGCUCAAGGCUCCAUUUGAUACUCAGCCUUUAUGUUCCGCACCUCAAGAGAUCUCGCUUCAAACAACAUCUGGCUCUGAGACGGUGCCUAGCUUCACGAAAGCCAGAAAUAAAGGCGAUUCCCACCGGUGCAAUGUUUGUUCCAAGACAUUCACAAGGGGGACUACACUCCGUGACCACACAAGGAGUCAUACAAAUGAGAAGCCUUAUAAGUGCAGUACCUGCAGAAAGGGUUUCCCAAGACACAAAGACUGUCGCCGCCACGAGCGCCUGCAUGAAAAUGCUAAGGAAUUUCAAUGUGGUGGUCAACUUGGAGAUGAGCGUUAUGGAUGUGGCUGGCGCUUCACAAGAAUGGAUGCGCUCAAAGCACAUUGGAAUUCACUGAGAGGCUCUGGAUGCUUGAAGCCAAUAUUUGAGCAAGUAAAAGAAGAUAUUUUCUAUGCCAAAGAUCUGAUAUGUGAUUGCGGCAGUAGAUUUGAAAGUGCAGAUGCUUUUAGCACACACCUUCAUGUUCCUUUGCAGUCAAAUUGCUUGAGACUUGUAAUCACGGGUCUAGCGAAAAUCUUUGCAUUGGAGGAUUAUGAUGACCGGCAAAGAACGAAGUAA